GCUUCCUGUAGUAGUUGGAACGGGUUGCCUGGAGACAGCGGAAAAGUUUGGGAGCAACGAUGGAGAAAUAUGAGAAAAUCAAAGUUGUCGGAAGAGGAGCAUUCGGGAUCGUUCACCUGUGCCGCAGGCGCGGCGACGGGGCCUUUGUCAUCCUGAAGGAGAUCCCAGUGGAGCAGAUGUCACGAGACGAACGCCUGGCGGCUCAGAACGAGUGUCAGGUCCUGAAACUGCUCAACCAUCCAAAUAUCAUAGAGUACUAUGAGAACUUCCUGGAAGACAAGGCCCUCAUGAUAGCUAUGGAGUAUGCACCAGGUGGAACCUUGGCGGAUUACAUACAGAAGCGCUGUAACUCUCUGCUGGACGAGGACACCAUCCUUCACUUCUUUGUACAAAUCUUACUUGCCCUGUACCACGUCCACAACAAACUUAUUUUGCACAGAGACCUUAAGACGCAGAACAUUCUUCUUGAUAAGCACCAGAUGAUCGUCAAAAUUGGUGACUUUGGCAUCUCUAAAAUCCUUGUCAGCAAGAGCAAAGCUUACACGGUGGUCGGGACCCCAUGUUACAUCUCCCCAGAGCUGUGUGAGGGAAAGCCGUAUAACCAGAAGAGUGACAUCUGGGCUUUGGGCUGUGUGCUCUAUGAGCUAGCAAGCCUUAAGAGAGCCUUUGAGGCAGCUAAUCUACCUGCCCUCGUUCUGAAGAUUAUGAGCGGAACGUUUGCCCCGAUUUCAGACCGGUACAGCCCAGAACUCCGACAUCUCAUUCUCAACAUGCUCAAUCUGGAUCCAUCCAAACGGCCUCAACUCAAUGAAAUAAUGGCUCUUCCCAUAUGCAUCAGGCCCCUCCUGAAUCUCUUCACAGAUAUUGGCAAUGUCAAAAUGCGCAGGAUUGAGAAACCACUGUCUGCUGUGCAAACUGGACGUCAUGGUAGACCAGGAGGGAGAGUUCCUACCAACAGGUCUAGAGAUGGAUCAGUGGGUUUAGGAUCAGGGAAGGUGCAUUCCCUCCCGCUGUCGUCGGUGUACACGUGGGGAAGUGGAAUCUCAGCGCCUCUCCGCCUCCCGAUGCUCAACACUGAGGUGCUUCAGGUGUCUCUGGGCCGCACCCAGAAGAUGGGGGUGACCAAGUCUGGCCGUCUGAUUACAUGGGAGACUCCAUCAGUGGGGUCCGGUGAGGCAAGUCUGCCCGGUGUGGUGGAGCAGAUGCAGCCUCAGUUCAUUUCCCGUUUCCUUGAGGGUCAGUCUGGAGUCACCAUCAAGUCGGUAUCCUGCGGGGAUCUUUUUACCACCUGCAUGACAGACAGGGGCAUUAUCAUGACGUUUGGUAGUGGUAGCAACGGCUGCCUAGGACACGGUAACUUCAAUGAUGUAACACAGCCCAAGAUAGUUGAGGCACUCCUCGGCUACGAGCUGGUUCAGGUGUCAUGUGGUGCUUCCCACGUACUCGCUGUGACCAACGAAAGAGAAGUUUUUGCCUGGGGAAGAGGAGACAAUGGUCGCCUUGGGCUUGGCACCCAAGACACCCACAACUCUCCACAGCAGGUGUGUUUACCUGUGGAAUUUGAGGCCCAAAGGGUGAUGUGUGGAGUGGACUGUUCCAUGAUUAUCAGCACCAAAUACAGCAUUGUGACAUGUGGAAGCAACAGGUUCAACAAGCUUGGGCUGGAUAAGAUAACAGCUGGAGAGGAACCAAAUCCCUCCAAUCAGGUGGAAGAAGUCCAUUCUUUCACUCCUGUCCAGUCAGCUCCACUCAACAGUGAGAAGAUUGUUCACAUUGACAUUGGUACAGCACAUUCUGUUGCUGUUACAGAAAGGGGUCAAUGUUUUACCUUUGGCAGCAACCAGCAUGGCCAGAUGGGCUGUAGCUCCCGUCGUAGCAGCCGUGUCCCCUACCCGGUGCCUGGGCUGCCGGGCAUCACCUUGGCUGCAUGUGGAGACGCCUUUACCUUAGCUAUCGGACCUGAUGGGGAGGUGUACACCUGGGGAAAGGGGGCCCGCGGCCGCCUCGGAAGAAAAGAGGAGGAUUCUGGGAUACCGAAGGCGGUGCAGCUUGACGAGAGUCACCCAUUCACGGUGACAUCGGUGGCUUGUUGUCAUGGCAACACUCUGCUGGCAGUGAAACAUGAAAGACAAGCUGAACUUGAGACAAGCUUCUCUUGAUAACAUCGACAGAGAUGCAUGUUUAUGAAGAAUUGAGAAUGCACUCAUUUCUUUGCUUGAGGAACCUGUCCCACGAUGAUUUUGUCCUAAAAACAAACCCCCACCUCCUCAGCAGUCGCCAAGAAGCCCGGCGGUGGCAUGAAGUGAAGCUUCCUCUGAAUAUAACUCCUCCCAGAGGCCCAUCUGUGCUGCAGUUGAAAGAUUCCCUUUCACACUGCAGCUGCGGCCUCAGAACUCCACUUGGUCUUCCUCUCUGUCUAGUUUUUUUUUUUCUUCUCUUUCCGGGAAUGAAUGUUGGUUUCAUUCGGCGGUUUGAUAUCAUAAAGCAAGGCAAGGAAAAGGCAGAGCCCUGUGUGUUGCAGCAAGUGUAUCCCACAACAGGAACAGGUUAGUUAAAGGACUGUUGCAACACUCUUUCUGAAGCUGGAUUACAGGAAGUCAUUAGGCAGCUUUCGUGUGAUGAGCUGUUGUUGUCUUUCACGCGGGAAGUUAGCAUGAUAAAGGCCAAUAAAAGUCAAACUGGUUUGAGCUCCCUUAAGCCUCUGGUGAAUGAGAGGACAGCGCGCAGAAACAAAAAGAACAAAAGCCACUUGACUGUUUAGCAACUUAUCAGUCAAAUGAACCAAACACAUUAUUCUCGAUCGCAUCGUCAGCGCUCACAUUGUGCUUUAUCGGAUUAGUCCUCCAAUACAUUUGUAACUCAACAACAGCAUUCAAACCAGAUAACGAUGUGUUCAGGGUUCAACUGAUCAGCGUCUUUACGACUUAAUGGCUGUGUUCCAAAUCUUGUUCACUCCUCCCUACAUAAGUGAGACUCAAUAGUUUACUCUGCAGGGAGCUGUAAACAUGGACACCAAUUAAUCAUCCUCAUCACUGACAUCUAUUAAAUCUGAGAAAUUGCAUUGUGGGAUUGUUAGCAAAAACAUUGUUGUGUUCCAUUGUAGGAAUCUUUGAGAGCACUACUUUAUGGAGGAUAGAUGUCACACUCGGGACACU
Etheostoma cragini (Arkansas darter) is the source of this 3155-nucleotide messenger RNA. RefSeq names its product NIMA-related kinase 8 (gene nek8). The record is from RefSeq and is a predicted model, not a curated record. The transcript has 16 exons. Gene Ontology annotation, molecular function: ATP binding; protein kinase activity. Lineage: Eukaryota; Metazoa; Chordata; Actinopteri; Perciformes; Percidae. Gene Ontology annotation, biological process: protein phosphorylation. Bases 60 to 2159 code for a protein of 699 amino acids.